AUGCCGAUUCUUAUUCGCAACGGGACCAUUGUCAACGACGAUCAGAUAUUCAAGUCUGAUGUUCGUGUUCACGAUGGGACCAUUGUAGAAAUUGCGCCAACCCUAACGCCAAUCGAUGGUGAAGAAAUUGUGGAUGCCACCGAUCGAUUGGUGAUCCCUGGUGGAAUCGAUCCCCAUACUCAUAUGCAAAUGCCUUAUAUGGGUGAGGUCACGAAAGAUGACUUCCUUUCGGGGACGCAGGCUGCCGUCGCAGGCGGAACCACAAUGAUCAUUGAUUUCUGUUGUCCAAAUCAUCGAAAUGGCGAAUCGUUGAUGGAUGGCUACAAGAAAUGGCGAAGCUGGGCUGAUCCAAAAGUAGUUUGUGACUACGGUUUAUCGGUGGCGAUCACCAUGUGGCGUCCGGAGACCGCUGAACAAAUGGCGAUCAUCACCAGCAAGGAAUAUGGUGUGAACUCGUUCAAAUUCUACAUGGCUUAUGAGGGAACUCUGAUGGUCCGAGAUGAUGAACUAUACAGGGGAAUGCAGGAGUGCGCCAAACUUCGAGCACUACCAAGGGUUCAUGCCGAAAAUGGGAUGGUGAUCAAAGAGAGGGAAAAAGAUUUGCUGGCGAUUGGGGUGACCGGGCCAGAGGGGCACACGCAAGCACGACCCGAAGAGAUCGAAGCUGAAGCUACUAAUCGAGCUUGCACUCUUGCCCAACAGGCAAAUUGUCCGUUGUACGUGGUUCACGUGAUGACACGCGGGGCGGCUGCAGUCAUUUCCCAACAUCGCAGCCAAGGGAAUGUGGUGUUCGGUGAGCCGAUCGCCGCUGGCCUUGCGCUCGAUGGAUCGCAUUAUUAUCAUGAAGACUGGCUUCACGCGGCUCGCUAUGUCAUGUCGCCGCCACUCAGCCGAGAUCCGACAACUCCGGAACUUUUGAUGAAGCUUAUUGCCGCAGGCGAGCUUCACCUCAUCGGAACCGAUAAUUGCACGUAUGAUUGUCGUCAGAAGUCUCUCGGAAAAGGGGAUUUCACGAAAAUCCCCAACGGGAUCAAUGGAGUCGAAGAUCGAAUGUCGAUUGUUUGGGAGAAGGGUGUUCAUAGUGGGCUCAUCGAUCCGAUGAGAUAUGUGGCGGUGACGAGUACGACGGCCGCCAAGAUCUUCAAUAUUUAUCCGAAGAAGGGACGAAUCGCGGUUGGAUCGGAUGCCGAUAUUGUGGUGUUCAAUCCAAACAAGACGCGAAAAAUCUCGAAGAACACACAUCACCAUAAUCUUGAUUUCAACAUUUUCGAGGGAAUCGAGUGCCACGGAGUGCCGGAGGUCACAAUUUCAAGAGGAAGAAUUGUUUGGGCAAACGGCCAACUCCACACGACGCCGGGCGCCGGCAAAUUCGUGCACUUGCCGGUGAACUCGCCCAUCGUAUAUGGCUCCUAUGAGAAGCGGGCCGAGGUUUCAACCAGCUUCUUCUGA
Caenorhabditis bovis is the source of this 1449-nucleotide messenger RNA. The record is from the annotation of a GenBank genome assembly. Lineage: Eukaryota; Metazoa; Nematoda; Chromadorea; Rhabditida; Rhabditidae.